AUGGCUAGUGAUAUUCCAACUGAACAAAUAGAGUGUACAGUAGAAGCGAUUCCAACCUUUGACGGAAUGGGCAUCAAAGACGAGCUCCUCCGUUCGAUCUAUUCCUUUGGUUUUGACAAGCCAUCAGCCAUCCAGCAACGUGCUAUUGUCCCAAUGAUGAAGGGAAGAAACUUGAUUGCUCAAGCCCAGUCUGGCACUGGAAAGACUGCUGCCUUUUCGAUUGGUGUUCUUCAACAAAUCGACAUCUCUUCGAACGUCUGCCAGGCUAUUCUCCUCUCCCCGACUCGUGAACUUGCUCUCCAGACUCAGUCUGUAGUCAAGUCUCUUUCUCAAUACCUCGACAUUAAAGUGUUUGCUUGCAUUGGUGGAACAUCUGUUAGAGAAACCAUUGACUCCUUGAAGGACGGUGUUCAAGUCAUUGUCGGUACUCCGGGCAGAGUCUUGGAUAUGCUUGACAGAGGAGCGAUCAACCCAAAUACAGUCAAGAUCCUUAUUCUUGAUGAGGCCGAUGAAAUGUUGUCUAAAGGGUUCAAGGACCAGAUGUACACCAUUCUUAAGACUUUACCAGCUACUGUCCAAGUCGGUAUGUUCUCAGCUACUAUGCCCCUCGAUGCUCUUGAGAUCUCAAGAAAAUUCAUGGACAACCCCGUCAAAAUUUUGGUCAAGAAGGAGGAGUUGACACUUGAAGGUAUCAAGCAAUUCUUCAUCGAUGUUAACAAGGACGAGUACAAAAUCGACACUUUGAUCGAUUUGUACCAAGUCAUCUCCGUCAACCAAUCCGUCAUCUUCUGUAACUCGAAGAGCAGAGUCGAAUGGAUCCAAAGAAGACUCCAAGCCCAUAACUACCCGGUCUCUAUCACUCACGGUGAUUUGACUAUGGAAGAGAGAAACAAAGUCCUCACCGAGUUCAGACAAGGCACAACCAGAAUCUUGAUCACAACCGAUAUGUUGUCCAGAGGUAUCGAUGUCCAACAAGUCAGUUUGGUCAUCAACUUCGAUAUGCCAGUCUCUGACGAGAGUUACAUCCACAGAAUUGGUAGGUCUGCUCGUUUCGGAAGAAAGGGUGUCGCCAUCGACUUCAUCACUACUGAGGAGAAGGAAACCAUCGAGAGACUCCAAAAGACUUACGAGACUAAGAUCGUACCUUUGCCAAAGACCUUCAUGGACUACCUUUAA
Molecule: messenger RNA, 1176 nt
Organism: Entamoeba invadens IP1
Lineage: Eukaryota; Evosea; Mastigamoebida; Endamoebidae
Product: eukaryotic initiation factor 4A-10, putative
Exons: 1
Coding region: 1-1176 (391 amino acids)
Molecular function (GO): RNA binding; ATP binding; RNA helicase activity
Source: RefSeq, a predicted model, not a curated record